UUCUUCUUCUUCCAAAACUUAGCUACACACAAAAUGAAAACCACAAGUCAUUUACUUUUGGAACGCAUUUGAUAAAAUUUUUGUACAUUGUAUUAUAAUAAUCUUAAAAACGCGUACCAAACUGCGUUCCGAGUUAAUAUAAAAUUGUAAGUUGUGUUAUGAAACAUGUCACUGUUGGUGACCGAGGAGCCCAGGCAAGACGUUGAAUCAGCGAAAGGAUCGAUCAAAUGUCGCAUUCCGCAAAGAUUGCCCCCUGCGCGGCCCAAACCACCUCAAAUUAGACCCAAGCCUAUUGCUGAAAUCGCGUUCUUGCGAGGGAGUUACUCUUUGUUGCAGAGAUCAAAAUUCGAUGCAGUACCACCCCAGCGAUGUACGGGCAGAGGCGCGGUUCGACCACGUUCCGAUGAGUCGAGGCCAAAAUCUGCAAAUCGUGUGAAAGAUGAACUGGGUAUAGGAAGACCAGCGCAUAGCAUGCCUCGUUCGGCCAGACCUGACCGCGAACGCUUUGCAAUGCCACUUAAAAGGCCUUCCACGAUACCUAAGAAAAUAACAGAUCAUGUCCAAGCAAACAAAACUGCAAGGGCGGUUAUAACUGUGCCUCUCAGUGGAACGCAGAGAGCUCCGAUGAAGAACACUGGCAAUGAUUUACCAGAUCAGGAAACUAUUCAAAAACAAGAACGAUGUGAGGAUUAUGAUGAUUUGGAUAGUACACCGACAGUUGACAAAGAUUCGUUGUGUUCCCGAAGUGAUAAGAUGACAAAACUUAAAAUAAGUUGGCAAGAAAACAUGGUGCAGUUUGAAAAGAUGAAAAAUGAUCUGAGGGAGCGCCAGAAAGCCAUUAUGGAACUUUAUGCACUGAUGCGAAACACCCAUCAGAAGAUGUCGAUGUUGGGCCAGAAGGCAAUCCUCCCGCCCUCGGAAGAUCUGCGUAUCAUGAACGUUGCCAAGUUGACUGCAGAACAAUUGCUCCAACUCUGUUCUGUCAGACAGCCGGAUGAUAAGUCACAAAAAACUAAAGACGGUCAAUCUUCAACAAAAACCCCAUUAGCAGUCGAUAUGAACAAACUGUACGGUAUGCCAUCGAAACUGGUUGCCACUUGCGAGCAGACUCUGUUUAAACGAAAGGAGAUUAUUGAUUGGUUUGAAUCUUUGAAGUCUGAGGAAAAGGGUAUCGCUAUGCACAAACUAUCCAAGAAGAUUAACGAAUUUAACGCAGAGAACGAAAUGUUAAAAUGCUCCUUAGAUCAAGCGAAAGCAGAAUUCGUUAAGGAACUGAAUGAAAUAAUAGAAUUCAUGCGCAAAACUACAAAUGAAACAGUAGCUCUCCAACUACGUACAGAAGAACUGACGUACGAAAUAUCGGAUCUGAAUUCGCAAAACAACGAUUUGCGAAAACAAAUUCAUAAUUCCGAUCACCUGCGUUCGCAAACUAAUAAGAAUAAAAUAGAGGAACUCGAAAAGGAACUAAAGGAGGAAAGAUGUAAGAAAAUAUUUUUGCGCGACCGUUUGGCUAAAGCAGAAGGUCAAAUUAAAAUGAACGGGGAGCGAGCAUCUCAAUUAGAGGCAGCAUUGGAACAGGCUCGCUCGCAGACUCGCACAUUGGAACGUACCAUUCAACAACAACAUGAACAGAACCAAAAGUUACAGACUGAUUUCGAUAAAGAGCUAAAUGAUUUAAGAGAAUCGAUUAGAGAAAAUACAAUGCAUUUGGAAGAAAUAGCAGAUGCUCGCGAAAAAUUACAAACAGAGAAAGAAGAUCUAGAAAAUCGUCUUGGCGACCUAUCAAAGUUCUAUAACGAAUCUCUUAAGAGUAUUAAGCAUGAUAUGAAUAUAAACGUAGCCAAGCUCAUUGAAACCGAAAAGAAAUACGAGGAACAAUCAGAACACAAGAAAGCUUUAGAAACUAAAGUGGAGACAUUAUGCUCGCAACUUUUGGAAGCGGAACUUCAGUUGAAAGAUGCAACAAAGGAACUGCUAGAUACAAAAGAACAAUUGAGUCAAGCGUUAAGCUGUGAAAAAGAAUUACUGUCUACUAAGAGGGAUUUGGAUAUAGCAGUUAUUGAAAUAGAAGAUUAUAGAACAAGACUGGCUGAACAAAGUGACACCCUAAAGGAAUUCGAAAACAACUUCAAAGAGUCUAUAAGUUUGGAAGAAAGUCUGAAAAACAAUCUAGUGAAUAAGGAGGAAUACAUUGCGGAGCUUGAGAAGAAACAGUCUUUGCUUGAACAACAGCUACACGAGAGUGAACGUAAAAUGGGAUCAUAUGAAGAACAGUUAACCAAGCUGAAAACUCAUAUCGCAGAACUGCAGGACGAUUUUGGUGAAUUCGAAAAUUUGAACGAACUUCAUGAAAUGGUAAAUCAACAACGAGCUAAGUUGUUAGAAGCAACUAGACAGAAUGGAGAACUCGCUGAAGCAUUACAGAAGAAAGAUAUGGAACUGGAGCGACAUUUGGACAGUUUCGCAGAACAAGAACAGCUGCUAGAACAACGAAACGGUGUCAUAAAGAUGUUAUCAGGAAAAGACGAAGAGCAAACUAAUAUAAUAAAACUAUUGCGCACCAAUUUGGAAAUGAGAACUCAAGCGGAUAUGGAUUUGAACCAGCAAAUAACUGAGAAGAAUGCUGAGAUUGAGGCUCUUAUUACAAAUGUGGAAACGAGGAAACAACAAAUUUCACAACUGGAAAAAAUAAUUUUGACUUUAGAAGACCAGACGCGAAAAGCGAGUUUACAGAGAAGAAAAGAUCAGGAUAAAAUUAAAUUGCUUGAGCAGAAAAUAACAGAAUACGAACAAUACCACUUGGAGAAUAGACACAUUGAAGUGCCUUCCAAUAAUUUAGACAGCUUAAUCAAAAUUUUAGAAGAUGAACUUGGAACUUCUUUAGAACCGACGCUGCAUAAGGAACAUGACUUCACACCCGCGAAAAAGAAAUACUUAGGUGAGCGCAGACGAGAAAAACUUGAAAAUAUUGAAUGUCACAAAGGUCAAAAUCCUUCCAUCCACGAAACACAGCCAACAAAAAUUGUCAUGAACAAUUUUAAGACUUACAUCACAAGCACUGACGAACAAUUUAAAGGGGAUACCCUCGAUCGCAAAAAAGCUAUUACUAACAUGGACACACAGAAAUGGGUUCCUGCUCCUGAGCCCAACAUUAACACGUACGGUAAUACCACGAUCAAAGACAAUAACUAUCCGCCAUUCAGAGGACUGCUGCCAGCUGGUAGUCACCUAAAAGAUAAUUUGCUGUCCAGAAAUAUACAAUUGUUAACGAGCAAUCAGCUGCGUGAUGAAAAAAAAUGUAAGAUGUUUAAAAUUGCCGGCCAUAGGCUAUGA
Helicoverpa armigera (cotton bollworm) is the source of this 3333-nucleotide messenger RNA. Its product is annotated as cilia- and flagella-associated protein 58. The transcript is spliced from 20 exons. The record is from RefSeq and is a predicted model, not a curated record. NCBI's taxonomy places the organism in Eukaryota, Metazoa, Arthropoda, Insecta, Lepidoptera, Noctuidae. The coding region runs from base 166 to 3333 and encodes 1055 amino acids.